Messenger RNA from Drosophila nasuta, 1879 nucleotides. RefSeq names its product splicing factor C9orf78. Gene Ontology annotation, cellular component: spliceosomal complex. Gene Ontology annotation, biological process: mRNA splicing, via spliceosome. NCBI's taxonomy places the organism in Eukaryota, Metazoa, Arthropoda, Insecta, Diptera, Drosophilidae. The record is from RefSeq and is a predicted model, not a curated record. Bases 82 to 987 code for a protein of 301 amino acids. The transcript is spliced from 3 exons.
CAACAGCUGUACAGAAAAUUGUAAACAAAAUGGACGCAAGUGAAUUCUAUCAGUAAAAACAAGAAUAUCAAUAUUAUUAAUAUGCAGUCUGAUCAAAAUGAUGCUGCACUCAACACAGAGGAGCCCACUAAACUGGUUUUUAAGAAAACGCACCGCAAAAACCUAAGGCGACGAGAGACUUCCGAUGAUGAAGAGAAAGGCGAACAAUUGAUGCUAGAUGAGAUUAAGGAACGACAACGUUUGCGUGAGCGUCCGAAUGGCGUCAGCCUUAUGGGCCUUGCACUGGGUAAAAAGAUAGCGCCAGAGGAAGAACUGACCAUCAAGGAUCCAUUCAAUGUUAAAAUGGGUGGACUUGUUAAUAUGCAAACACUUAAAUCCGGAAAAAUGAAAGAAUCCGAUGAUGCCUACGAUGUGGGCAUUGGUACACAGUUCUCAGCCGAAACAAACAAACGGGAUGAAGAUGAGGAAAUGAUGAAAUACAUUGAGCAGGAGCUGCAAAAGCGUAAGGGCGGCACAACAGACGACAAGGCAACAGAUGCCGCUGACGAUAGCUAUGUUCAUAAAUAUCUCACGCCUGAAGAUGCAGCGCUCUAUGCAUUACCUGAUCACUUGCGUCAGUCGUCGUCCCACAGAUCAGAGGAAAUGUUAUCAAAUCAAAUGCUGAAUGGCAUACCCGAGGUAGAUCUUGGCAUUCAAGCCAAGAUACGCAACAUUGAGGCAACGGAGGAUGCAAAACAGAAACUGAUGCAAGAUGCCAAAAACCAAAAGGACGGACCCUCGCAGUUUGUGCCCACCAACAUGGCAGUAAACUUCAUGCAGCACAAUCGAUUCAACAUUGAGGAAAACAAUGAACAGCGCAGACGGAAACGCGAAGAAAAAGAAGGCAACAAUAAAGCACCGCAUAAUCAGACCAAUCCAAAUGGCGUCAAGAGAGCAACAGACGAUUAUCAUUAUGACAAGUUCCGAAAGCAAUUCCGUCGAUAUUGAGUUGAUAAAUAAAACGUUAACAUAUUUGAGUACAGAUUUUUAUUUAUACUAAAUGCAAUCCAAGAUAAACGGCUCUUAAAUAUAAAUUCAUCCAAUGACAGUGUUGCCUGAAAGCAUAAAGAAAAUGUAUAUUAAUUACACAUGUUAAAACACGCUUUUAAAUUUAUUGUGCUUAACGUUCAGUAAGAGAAAAAUUGAUUUCAUAGCAACGCAUGACUGAAGCUCAAUGAGAUUCCUACUCAUAAAAUCAUCACUAGCAGUAUAACAGUAUAAAAUCAUGAAAUAAAACACACCUUGUAAACUGGACUCCACGUAUGUGUUUCUGUAUCAAACUGAAAAAUAGAACAAAAUCCUCGGUUAGACUAGGAAUUUCUUUACAUUCGUAAAUUAGCUUAGUAUAUUUAGUCAGAAUGAGAUUUAAUUAAUUUCAUAGCAACGCAUGACUGAAGCUCAAUGAGAUUCCUACUCAAUAAAUCAUCAUGAAAUGGAUAACAAAAAACAAACUGAAGAAUACGCACCUUUUGUAUGGAAAGAUAGACACAAGCCAAAUUUAUUAAACUGCAAAUACAAAAAAGGAGUUUAAUAAAAUGUAUGAGACAUGGAUAUUUUAUUUUACCUUUUCUCCAAAGCAUUGAUUAAUAGACCUGGAAACAACUUAAAAGAAUAAAAAAAAGAAUACAAAAUUAACAGCAAACAAAAUUCGUUGUUGUAUUGAGUUGUUUUUUGUUUUCUUUAUUAUACCCAUACAACAUUGAAACGUUCAUCUUCGCUCUAUAUUGUGUCAGCGCUUAUUAUUUUGUUUUAAGGACAAAAAUUCUAUUGUGUUGUAAUUUAAAACGCGAUAAACGUUCCCAUAUUUUUUUGCAUGUUUAUAUGAUGCCGAUCUUGUUGG